This is a messenger RNA of Stereum hirsutum FP-91666 SS1, 546 nucleotides long. RefSeq lists its product as uncharacterized. The coding region runs from base 1 to 546 and encodes 181 amino acids. The record is from RefSeq and is a predicted model, not a curated record. The transcript is spliced from 4 exons. NCBI's taxonomy places the organism in Eukaryota, Fungi, Basidiomycota, Agaricomycetes, Russulales, Stereaceae.
AUGACCCAGUUCUUGGAUCCAGAAGAGGACUACCUCACUAUUGCUGCUGCAGAAGAGCAGAUGUCCAUUCGCGCACAGGCGCGUCAGAAGGAACUUGAGGAAGCACGGAAUAACCUUAAAGCCCUCUCCCGGAUCCUCGAAUCUGCCCGUGCCUCCUCCACCCGCCCACCUUCUGUCCCUUCUGCUGAGAAGCACCUCGAAACCGUCAAUGCACUGGACGCGACAGGCCUCCAGCUCGUGAAAGCGAUAAAUGACGCACAGAGUGCAUUGGCGAGUAAGGAGGCGGAGUUGGCGAGGCUGAAGGAGGAGGCGAGGAUGCUUGAGGAGAGCGAUCCGGCGGCAGAGGCGGAGAGCGAUUUGGAUGGGACUGCGUUACGGCUACAGAUCUAUAAAGGCCUUGGGUUCGAGCCCGUACUGGACAGGCACGGCAAUCUCGAGAAGAUGCUCGUUGAGAGCACCUCGGGAGAUAUCCACGUUGUCAACCUCAGAGAAGGGAGAUCCGACUUUGAGAACGCGGAUAGGAUGUGGAAGCUUGCAUCCUCAUAA